This is a messenger RNA of Coregonus sp. 'balchen', 4202 nucleotides long. Lineage: Eukaryota; Metazoa; Chordata; Actinopteri; Salmoniformes; Salmonidae. The record is from the annotation of a GenBank genome assembly.
AGUGCACGUCCAGCGUGAGCUAUCCUAGGGCCGGGGAGGACGAUAGUCAACUUGCAAGCUUAGAGAUACUGCUCGUCAGUAGCCCCUCUCCCUAUUACGAGCUUCCUCCGUCUGUGGUUCAUGACUGUUGCAGUCGGGGACACGCACGCAUUAGCGCUCAUCAUGCCGGUUCGAGCUGAGCGCUGCAGCAGCACCGCUGCGGCCCGUACAUCCUCGGACUCUCUUAUCCCUCCCCCGCCGAUCAACACGCACCAGCCCGGGGUAGCUACUACGCUGCUGUACAGCGGUUCACAGUUUCGAGGGCAUCAGAAGAGCAAAGGAAACUCGUAUGACGUUGAGGUCGUUUUGCAGGUAAAUUAUCUUGCUUUUAAGAAGCUUGAUAUGAUGGAUAGCAUGCUUGCAAGUUGACCAUGUAAGGUUGUCUUGUCACUGCUGCUAGUGACUGUCAACCACCACUGUCACGCAACCGAUUUAGCAAGCUAGCCAGCUGAACUAGUUAGUUAGCAAACAAACUAGUUUAGGAAGCUUGACAGCAAGCAAUCUGUAACUUGCAGUUAGCUAGCCCAUUCAAAUAAACGGUAAAUGUUAGUAAGCUCCCUUGGCCCCCCUAGGGUUCUCGAGAGAUAACAGCCAGUUAUGCAAAUAUUUGGAUAGAUGAAUACUGGCAUUCACAUGCAUGAUUUAUGUAAACAAAUGGCCUAGUUGUUAAAUGACAAAAGGUAGCUAGCCUUCAGCAUUUUCGUUGGUGCUCGCUCAGAUUGACUGACAGCUGACUAUUGAAUAGGCCUGUUCAUUCAUUUGAGAACUUCUGAAAAUACCUAAGAAUAACAUUUGUGAACAGCCUGGUUGUCAUUCUGUGAAGGCACAUGAUGGGUUGUUGUUGUGUACACACACACACACAAGGACAUUGUGACCACUGUACUUGAAUACCACUCAUUGUGCGAUUGUUUGUCUCCUGUAGCAUGUGACCAUGGAGGACUCUUAUCUGUGUGGUUACCUGAAGAUCAAAGGCCUAACCGAGGUAAAGUGGAGCAGAACUGGGUCAGAUACAGUGUACUUCUACCUUACCGCUCACAUGGAAUGAGAGAUGAUGGUGUAAUGGGUCUUUAAGCCCCUUUUGGGAACUUAUCAUGGCAGGGGUCAGUGUAAGCUAAGUGCAAUGCAGCUCACCAGCCCCAAUUUAAAUGUAUACUGGUACAACCAACCAACCAAUGUGAAACUGGCAUACAUUAUGAUGACAACAUGCUAAACAACAAGCCAGAGCCAUCUAUUGACCAAUUUGCAACACCAGUAUGAAGGCCUAUCUGUUACGUUGCAAAAGUGUAGGCUACAGAUGUAGGUCUUGUCAGAGCACUGUAUACCGUAUUUGGAUGUUUAGUCUUAAAUGGAUUGACUGACUAACUGACUGACUGCCUCUAAUAUGGUACAGACAGUCAUAGAACAGGCCUGUGUGCUGCAGCUUUCUGCCUGCAUUGUCUGUUUACAGCGAGGUCUACAAUUCAGAGGGUGUGUGGUACAGAAUGUGAUUGCUGUGCACUUUCUCUCACUGGCAACACUAAAUAUCAGGUCCCUUCCCACUCUCCUCUCCUCAUAAAUUACACAGAUCCCUUCUUCUCUCGCCCUACUGUUCACCUCUUCUCCUAGAGAAUGAGUUGUGAUUGACUCAAAGGGAGUGCUCAGGGAAAGGGUGCACUGUUUACUUAACAAGGUGCUACCUACCACUGCUCUGGCACCUUUGCAUAGUGUUAAAGUGAGCUGGGUCGUAUUCAUUCGGACACACCGCAGCAAAUUGUUUUGCAACGGAAAAAGAAAACACAUUGAGGUCGUCCCUCCCAGUUUUAGUUUUUCAGUUCUUCUGUUUGUUGCCUAAUGAAUAUGACCCUGCAUUAAACAGGCAUUGCUGUUCGUUAUUGAUGGCAGUCCUGUGUGUGACACAUCAUUCAUCACUGCAAAGGGCAUGUGUUCCAGCCAGGAACCCUUCCUAAAGGAACCUUGGUAACCAUAACUGUAGAGUCAGAUUAAGGGAAUAGUAAAAGUGGGAGCACAGCUAGAUCCAUGUAUUCAGGUCUAUAAACAGAAAAGCAUUGGGAAUAUGUACCUACUUUGUUGGAGACAACCGUUAUGAUGUGUGUGACUAAGAAAGAUUGAGUAUGUCAUGUAUAAUUAAAACCAUCUCUUUUGUCAGUGAAAGUCCUUACGGAGAAGGAAACAGGGUUGUAUUCUCUAGGAACAAAACCAAAGCAAACGGGGAGGGACUACCUGAACUUGUCCAAUAAACUCUUGUUUUCAUUGCAAUAGAUUUUCCAUUGCAAAAAGAUUAGAUACAGUUUGCUAUGGUGUUCACUAAUGAACCCAGCUCUCACUCGCUCUUAAUCUGCGUUUCUGGUCCUCACAGGAGUAUCCCACUCUCACCAUGUUCUGUUUCUGUUCCUUACAGGAGUAUCCCACUCUCACCACGUUGUGUUUCUGAUCCUCGCAGGAGUAUCCCACUCUCACCACGUUCUGUUUCUGAUCCUCGCAGGAGUAUCCCACUCUUACCACGUUCUUCACAGGAGAGAUCAUCAGUAGAAAGAGGCCCUUUUUAACCAGGAAGUGGGACGCCGACGAAGAUGUGGACCGCAAGCACUGGGUAUUCAUUUGAAGCUCUCAAUGUCUUUCAUUUCAUAUUCCCUUUGAAGCAUAGUCAUUUGUCUGUGUGGUGUUUUCUUCUUUUUAACAAACACUUCUUGGAUGCAGGGUAAUACUUCAGUUUUUAAUUGUCUUUGAGAAAAAGUACAACUAAAACAACACAUUUUUGUUUUGUUUCUUUCCAGGGGAAGUUUCAGGCUUUUUAUCAGUACGCAAAGAGCUUCAACUUGGACGACUUCGAUUACGAAGAGCUGAAGAACAGUGAUUUUGUCUUUAUGAGGUGGAAGGUGAGGCCAAUAUCACCUGAUGUUCCAUUGAUCGCUCAUUCUCUCUCCCUGUGUGAACUUUGAACUUUAACCUUUAACCCUUCCUCUGUGUCUCUACACUUGUUCUUAUCUUAGUAUGGAUGGACGUUUUCUGAUAUUGCCUCUGGCCACACAGAUGUAUGAAAACAUUACAUUUCAUACGCAUUUAUCAUUGUCUAGUUUUGUUCAUCCAAUUUUGGGGGGAGGCUCAAUCUAUAUUUUUUGGGGGAAAAAUCUCUGUCUGGCCGUAGCGUGCCACGUUUGUCCUUUCUAACAUGGCCAUAUAGUGACUAGCGUUUGUUUCUUGUCCUCUCCCUUACAGGAGCAGUUCCUGGUCCCGGACCAUACCAUUAAAGACAUCAGCGGGGCGUCCUUCGCUGGUUUCUACUAUAUCUGCUUCCAGAAGUCCACAGCCACCAUCGAGGGCUACUACUACCACAGAAGCUCUGAAUGGUACGUAGGCUGCGUCCCAAAUGACACCCUAUGGGCCCUGGUCAAAGUAGUGCACUAUAUAGGGAAGAGGGUGUCGUUUGGGAGGCAAGCACACUGAAGUGUAAAUAUUUACCAGUUGUUGUUUUGCAUGCUGAUCUGAACAUACAGGGAUGUUGCUACUGGUUAGCUGCUUUGCUACUGGCUAGCUUGGUUAGCUGCUUUGCUACUGGCUAGCUUGGUUAGCUGCUUUGCUACUGGCUAGCUUGGUUAGCUGCUUGGCUACUGGCUAGCUUGGUUAGCUGCUUGGCUACUGGUUAGCUGCUUGGCUACUGGCUAGCUUGGUUAGCUGCUCGGCUACUGGCUAGCUUCUCAUUCUUGGUCCCCUUGUUCUCUUCCAGGUACCAGUCGUUAAACCUCACCCAUGUCCAGGAACACAGUAUGCCCAUCUACGAGUUCCGGUGAUACCCGCCCCCUGGCAUCGCUGGCAGAGCAGGGGACAUUGAUUGGCACUGCCCUAGACACUCAUGGAGGGGGAGAUGAACUGACCAAUCAAGCCAAGGAUGUACCUACCAGUCGUCUCUGCCGAAAGGGAGAGAACGAUGGAAAGACUAGAUGGAUGGAGGGAGGGAUAGACAAAGAACAAGGCCACCGACCGACCGACAUACGUACAGUUCUUCCCAGCCUGCCUUUCUAGACUUUGCAUCAGUUUCGAUCAGCAGCACUGUUUUUGGUUUCUCUUCCCCGCUCUUUCUCCUUUCAGCAUCUUGUUUUUGAAGCUACUUUUCCUCCUUUUCCUCCAUGUUGAAAACACUCUCCCCUUUUCAGUUGGGGAUCUAG